This is a messenger RNA of Caenorhabditis sp. 36 PRJEB53466, 2281 nucleotides long. NCBI's taxonomy places the organism in Eukaryota, Metazoa, Nematoda, Chromadorea, Rhabditida, Rhabditidae. The record is from the annotation of a GenBank genome assembly.
AUGCUCAUAUCGUCGUGUUUCAGUCGAAUUCCGCGUGACUUGAAGGUCGGCCAAACAAGCGACGGCUCACGAGGCCUUUACGGUAAGUCUUACUGGAUUAUCCCCGCAGAGAGAUCAGAACGGGCAUGGAACACUCAUGCCACACCGAAAACAGGAACAACUCUUCAUCGGCUCCCGAGCCCUCUUGCGAAAUCUCUAUUUCCUCUCCAUUUUUCGGUUCAAAAAAGGGCGGAGUUGUGGGAGAAGAAGGGGAAGAGGCGGGGCUAUCUCCACCCCGGUAAGCUCGUUUCUCCUCGCUCCAUUUUUGUCGUUGUGCUCCGCUGCUCCGGCUCCUCUCUUUUCUAAAUUUUGAUUUGCCAAUCUGGUCUCUUGCAGAUAUGUCGGUUGAAAAUGUGAGCUCGGAUUCUCCGAACCCAGAGCAGCAGGCCGAACGGCGUCGGUCCACGACGGUCAUCAUGACGAUGAAUGUGACGAUGCCAGCGGAAUCGUCGGGAGAAGUGCCCGGUGUCCGGAGGAACGGAAGCAUGCGACGACGACUAUCCAAACAGAAUGCGACAAUUGAAGAGGUAUGAACGCACAGACACUUAGGAAUCAUUCUUCUAUUGUUUUAGCCACUGUCUCUUCUCUCCAUUUCCGAUCCUCCGUCGGAAGGAGCGGAUACAGUAGUCCCGAGCAUUGAGGAGCAUCCAGAAGAAGGGAAGGAAGAGGGAAAGAUCGAGGCGGAAGACGGAACGAAGCUCCGUCCGCCGGUUCCACUCCAGAAAAAGACGUGGUCGAUGUCGAAGUCAUUGAGUCGCGAGUCGAACGGAACGGAGUAUUCGGACAGAUCAGGCACGGAUCUCAGGUUAUUCAUUGAUCGGACGGUUCACAAGAGCGAAGAAGAUCGCAAUCAUCUUCUGGCCUUCGAAAAGGAACUGAAAGCUAUGAUUACGGACGAAAGGUUAGUCUAUCCGCAGGGGGACUACUGUAGUUGGAGUGUUUAUAGCAUUCAAUCUCGCAAGUUCGAACUUCCUUCCUCUUAUCAUCGGAUGCUCAUUCAUCGGUGUGCCGCCUGGUUCGGACUAGAUCACAAUGUGACUAAUAAGCAGACGGAGGUUGUCGUCAACAAAUCGGAGAAAACGUUGAUGUUAGUUGAAACAUAAUACGACGUCAGAAAAUAAAAAUUAUAUAAAUUCAGUCCGGACGAGUCGUUCAGCGAUUUCAUUCGGCAUGACAAUUACGCGGAAGACCGUUACAAACGACAGAACACGGGCGGUUCCCGGAAGGAGCUUCACCACGGAGAAUCGUUCGAGCAGACGAGCCAGUUCGGAAGCCAAGCGAGUCUCAAUCACGACUUGCUCAUGAUGCGCAGAGCACAAUCGUUCGACGUGGCCGCAGUCACCGGCACUCCAGUCAUGCAGCCGCCACAACCCGUCAGAGCACUUCCAAUGAGGCAGCUCUCACUGAACUGCCCGCAGCAGCCCGUAGUCGGCGCUCCGAUGAGCGGACCGCACGGGCCGCAAUGGGCUCAGCAGAGAUCAUUCGACUGCAUCAACAAUGGAUAUUUGUGCACUGGAAAGCAUCCGAUGAUGAGGGUAAGCAUCGCGAACUCGAAGGGAUCCUCAAUUGGGUAUGAUUGCAGAAAGCGGAGAGUUUUGGUGGAAUGGGCAAUGGAAUGGCUCAAGGAUGCUACGAAGCAAGUGCCCCUCUGGUCUGCCAGACGCCCCCGUCCGUCAUGGUCCACCACCAUCACCACCACGGCCAUCCACAAGCAUCAUACACCGGAUACCAAGUGUUCGAUGAGAUGGCGAUGUCUCCAGCAAGUUACCAGCCCGAACCGGGAAUGUGCUCACCCGGAGGCACCUACUACGAGUACGUCUCCCCGCCCCAAUACACUCGUCCCGUCCGUUAUCUCCCUCACGAUUACCAUCACCAGCAACGGCGCCCGCCUUCCGGUGGCGUCCAGUACAUGUACGGACCUCCGCCGCCUCCCCAGUACAUGCAAUAUGCGCCACAAGUGAUCCAUCCGGAAGUGGAAGUCAUCGUGGAUCCGGUGCAAGCGCAGCCUUUCCCACCUGUCGGUCACUUUGUUAUUCCGGAACAACAGCAGGGCUAUGCAUCCAGCCAUCAGGCGGAGACUGCCAACAGCUUCAUAAAGGUGAGUGAAAACGGAAAGGGAAGGAUUGUGGUUUCUGGAAAUAGAACGACGGUUCAGGCAAGCAUUGACGGUGGAUACGGUAGCAUGAAUCAGGAGCCGGACUCUGGAAGUAACACCGAAAAGACCGAGGAACAACAAUCAUAA